AGACUCCACCCACCCAGCGCGCCACUAUGUGCGCCGGCGUUGAGAUGGUGCGGAUCUUCUGACCUCCCGGCGGAAGUAAACAAUGAGAAGCUAGCUUGUAGCUUGUAGCUUGUAGCUCCAUUGUGCGGGUUGUUUGCUGGUUUUCUCCGGUCAGGAACAACAAUGUGUUCAGCUCUGAAUGUGAGAGAGUUCAUCAGGCAGCGGCUAGCUGCUGCUGCGGAAGAAAUCUUCGGAGUUUUUGAGAAAACCGUCAUUCAGUAUGAAGAAGAGCUCGACCGUCAGCGCAGAAUGAUGGAAACCAGCUGGAAAACACAAACACAUGAGAAACCAGCAGAUCUUCCACAGCAACACCUUCAUCUGGAGCAGGAGGAGCUUCCUGCCGAGCCGCAGCUCUGCCACCAGCAGGAGGCGCCAGAACCUCCACAGAUCAAAGAGGAGCAGGAGGAACCCGGCAGCAGUCUGCAGAUGGAUCAACUGGAGCCCGAUGAAGAGUCCAAAACGUUUCUGGUGGCGCUUCUGUAUGGGGAAGGUGAGCCCAGAGUAGCAGAGGAAACCUUUGAUGGUCUCCAGACUCUGCAUCAGGAAGGAGGCGAGGAUGUAGAUCUAGGAUCCACAAAGACAGAACAGACGGGUCAUGAAGGACCUGAAGACGAUGGCAGUGAGAUCAUCAGCCAGGACGUUUAUCCAGUUUCAGACAAGCAGAGUUUUUCUCAGGCAGGACGCGACGCCUUAAAAUGUGACUUCUGUGGAAAAAUCUUUAGGAAAAAAUAUCACCUGAAGAUGCAUCACAUGAACCACACGGGAGAGAAGCCGUAUGUCUGCAACGAAUGCGGGAAAUCUUUCAAAGCCGCGUCCACUCUGAGAUAUCAUGCGAGGUUGCACACGGGCGAGAAGCCGUAUUCCUGCGAGACGUGUGGGAAAAGCUUCAGGUGCAGCUACAGCAUGUUGGUCCACAUGAGAACCCAUACUGGGGAGAAGCCAUACCUGUGCAACACCUGUGGGAAAAGAUUCACCAACUCAUCAGCCUUCAAGUGGCACACCGCCAUCCACAUGGGCGACCGGAGGUAUUCCUGCCAGAUCUGUGGGAAAAGCUUCACUCAGAGCGGAAACCUGAAGGCUCACAUGAGGACGCACACCGGCGAGAAGAAGUACUCCUGCAAAACCUGCGGGAAACGAUUCAGUCGGAGCAACAGCCUGAUCGUCCACAUGAGGACGCACACAGGAGAGAAGCCGUACUCCUGUAGCUCGUGUGGGGAGAGGUUUCAAUACGCUGCAACGCUGAAAAAACACGCCACAACGCACGCCGGCGACAAUUACACAUCUGGCUGAGGUCCUGCAUGUGAGGACGACGCGUCUGUCCAACACUGGGGACGAGUGUCCCGAAACAUCUGCAGGGACAACAGAUGGCGUGAAGUAAAUCAAAGCUAUGUGAGUUUACAACAUGUUCUACUGGAGAUCUUCCAGCAGUCUGCAACAAAAGCAGAACACAGGUGGGAACCAGCUCCCUCUACUGGCCAAAUGUGGGAAAAGUUCUGAAGAACAUUUUAGUUACGAUGAGUUUGAGACGAAUGAUGGUUUAAUGUCAGGAAGGUUGAAUCUGAAGAGCAGAACGUCACAGACAAGCUGGAGCGUCUCAUUCAUGAGGCCAUUAAACAAGAACACUUUCUUCAGUCAGAGGCUUCUGCUGAUUCACUGUAACAGACUGCUACAGGAGAUCCUUCCUGCCACAGACAUCAACCUCUGCAACUCUUUGAAGUUGAGCAACAAAUAUCUGUCAUUUUGUUUUUUACAGUAAAGAA
Molecule: messenger RNA, 1799 nt
Organism: Xiphophorus couchianus (Monterrey platyfish)
Lineage: Eukaryota; Metazoa; Chordata; Actinopteri; Cyprinodontiformes; Poeciliidae
Product: zinc finger and SCAN domain-containing protein 2-like
Exons: 2
Coding region: 163-1329 (388 amino acids)
Biological process (GO): regulation of gene expression
Cellular component (GO): nucleus
Source: RefSeq, a predicted model, not a curated record